This is a messenger RNA of Trypanosoma grayi, 537 nucleotides long. RefSeq names its product battenin. The transcript has a single exon. Gene Ontology annotation, cellular component: membrane. The coding region runs from base 1 to 537 and encodes 178 amino acids. NCBI's taxonomy places the organism in Eukaryota, Euglenozoa, Kinetoplastea, Trypanosomatida, Trypanosomatidae. The record is from RefSeq and is a predicted model, not a curated record.
AUGGAUCACAACGCUGAGAAACAGGAAAUAAAGCGUCUCCACACGAAGCACCGUGUCCGCAACGCGGUUAGUAUGUGGUGGCUGGGUAUGAUAAACAACUUUCACUACACACUGGUGCUCUCAGGCUCUACCGGAAUCGCCGAAAGCUACAACAUGACGAAGUACGUUGCUCUGAUCACGUGGGCCAAUGUGUUUUUUGGUAUUAUCUCGCGUAUCGUAAAUGCCUUCUUAUUGCCAUUGGUGUCCUUUAACAUUCGUGUGACGGCGACAUCAGUUAUGGGAAUCGCGGCGGUGCUGCUGGUGAGCUUCGCGUGGGACAUUGGUGGCCACAAGGACGUGGCUGCCUUCAUUGUGAUGUUGGUUGGAGUCACCUUUAUCGGUAUUGCGAGUAACUACGGUGAGGCUGUUUUCCUCGGCUACAUGGAACGUAUGCCGUCGAAGCAGAUUGGCGCGUGGUCUUCAGGAACGGGUCUGUCUGGUGUGUGUGGGUUGUGCUCUGAUAGCGCCAUUGCAAUGAUGCCGGCAUGUACGGUGUAA